GUCAACAAUUUUCUUACUGUUCGGUCUAGUUUUACGCUGUAGGAAUUUUCGCAAUUAAUAUUUUACUAUAAAAAGAAAUUUUAAGUCAUAAAAAAUUAAUACAACUACUAAUUUAAGUUAUAAAGUAUCAUCGCAUGAAAAAAUUUUUGGCAAAAAAGUGAAAAAAUACCAGGAAAACGUGUGUGGAAAAAAUUGUAAUACGUAGAAGAAAGUCUUGAAGUGGUAAAAAAAGGAGAGAAAAAAUGUGAAAAUUUUUGCCAGCAAUAAAAGUGGCAGUGAGCAAAGAAAAUACAGCUAAAACGGAAAAGGCCAAGUUAAUUUCAAAUAUUGUAUGUGGUUGAUGACGUGAAAAGGCACCUGUCGGAUGUAAAUAUCUCCAAGAAAGUGGUUAAACAAUGUUGCAACUAAAUACAUGUAUUAUGUAGGGCCAAAAAUCAGUGGGUGUUCCAUGAAUGUUGGUCAACUGAGCAUUACACUUGUAAUAACCAUAAAAACCGUAUGCUAACUACAGUGAAGCGCCGCAAAGAAAUAAUGAAAACUAGUGAGAAAACGUUGAAAUAGGAAAUGCAAAAUGUUUACGAAAAAAUCACAUGCGGAUAUAAAGAAGUCUACGGGCAAGUUCCAAGACUGUAAAAAGGAUUCAGCAUCACGCUUGCGUCAUUUACGCACUAUUUUAGACAAUGUUGACCAAGAAGAGGCAAAAUCAUUAUUCGAAACGAACUAUAGUCACGUUUAUUUUAUACUUUACGAUAACUUCAUACAAGCGGAGGCAAACUUAAAGCAAAAAGAACUUCCGUUUCAUAUUGUACACAAAGCACAUCGCGAAGAAUUGGAUGGCACAUUAUGGCUGCUGGAGAAAAUACUUUGCUGGCUGCCAGAGUUGCUGGCACGACGUUGGCAAUGCCAUUCACUCAGUCGCAUAAUGGCAAAAUUGUUGCAUUUGGGGAAUUCGCCAAAGUUGCGGCGCGAGGGUGUGCGCUACUUUCUGCUGUGGUAUCAGGCGCUGGGCGAAAAUGCACCCUCCUAUGUGCAUUCCAUGUAUGCCGAUCUCAUACCGGGCUUGAUUGUACCGCAGAAGGGUAUUGUUGGCCCGGAUGUCGAAUUCAAUGCGACUGAUUUUCUCAAUCAUCCCAAUAUGAAGGUGGACGGCGGCACUACUUCGGUUUUCCACGAUACCUUUUCGCAUCCCGUGCAGAAUUCGGAAAUUGUCGCGUUAUUGCCACCUUCAUCGAAUGAAAAAUCGGCGCCGCCCGAUCCACGCGACGGGCUGGAGAUUUUAUUGAACAGUAUGUUGCAAACUGUGGCUUGUCUGCGCUGGCGCGACAAUCGUUCGCAAAAGGAUCACAAAGCGUUUGCAUUUCUCUUGCAACGUUUCAAAGACGUUUUCCUGCCCGUGUUCUGUCCCAACUUCGAUUUCACCAUGUCCGUUUACGAGCCGCGCCUUGAGUUGCCCGUUAUGCGUUCGGUUAAUAAGAAGGAGGAGGUGAUGUCCUCAUGCGUUGUGGUGCUGAUCAAUUGGAUCUCGCAUUUUACGCAUGAGCGCACCAUGAAUCACCGGUUGGACAAUAUGCACAUCAACGAAAAUCACCGCUUGCGCGCCUACCAACAGAGUUUGAUUGUACGUGAUGUGUUGUAUGCAACGCGUGAGAAUAUAAACUUCGUACAUGAAGUCUACCGGCAGGCGUUCUUGCUGAACUUCACAACGAAAUCACAAAUCGAUGCUAUACGCACGGCAAUUGCUGUAUAUCGCGACUGGAUGACGGGCACAACUCCACCGCAUUUUUUGCUUGAACCCGACGAUAACAGUAAUGGCAAUAUGGCGUUGGCAAGCAACAGCUCCGCGGGCAGUACACCGCGUAGUCAACGCCUGCGGACACCCUCUUACGUUGGCGCAAUGAGCAAGGAGAAUGUGGCGGUGCGCGCAGGUCUUCAGAAUGUGCUACAAAUAUUCGUCACAAAUGCAGCGAACGUUUUCCUCGUCAACACCAGUCAUUUGAACAUUUACUUUCCGACAAAGUCACGCGAUUACCGUUCUACGCCGCUGCACGAACAGACCGAGGUGUGUAAGAAGGUGCUGAAUGUCUAUCGUACAAUGGUGAUGAACACGCGCAUGGAGCCGAAGACUUGGGAGCAAUUGUUAUUGGUGUUGCUGCAGGUCACCUCGAUUGUGUUGCAUCAAAAUCCGAGCGGUUCGAAGAGCUCUAGUCUGGGUGGCAUACUUGGGCAGGCUAUUUUUCAAACGCUCAUUGUCACCUGGAUACGCGCGCACACCAAUGUGCCAGUGAAUGUGCAGCUUUGGGAGAAAUUCCUCGCCGUACUCGCCUCGCUCACAUAUCGCGAUGAGCUGAUCAUCGAAUGGGAUAAAACAAUACAAACGUUGACGCGCGUUUUUUCACGCUACGUGUACGCGCUCAAUCUGCAGGAUUUGCCGUUGGAUCGGUUGGCCGAAAGUAAGGGCAAACGGCGUCGUAUCGGCAGUGUUUGGCAGCAAUCGGGUAGUUCUGUUGUGAGUGCUAUGAAAGAGAGUCGGGAACGUGAUAGUGCCGCCGAGCGUGAACGCGAAUCGAAUAGCAGUCGCUCGGAUGAUCAAUCUAACGUGGGCGGUGGCGGUCAGUUACACUCACAUCAACAUUCACUUAGCAGCGGCGGCCACGGGCAUGGCGGCGCCACACUGCGUUCUGGACACGCUGCUACCGUACUAACACCGCUACUUAGCCGCAGCUACAGCGAAGGUAGUUUGGCAUCGGUGGCGCGUAAUUCACGCAUGCGCAGUCGCCGUCAUCGUAAUAUUCAGAAAGGCGCGUGCGUAGUGCCAGCUGGGCUGCCCACUAAUGUCGAACAUUCGUUGAGUGCGCUGCUAUCACAGCAAUCGACGAUCGAGUUGUCACUCAGCUCGGAAACUCUAAAUGCGCGACGCUUAGGUGGUGGCGCUGGCGGCGCGCAAGCACAAAGCAUGCACAAACAGCAGCAGCAGCAGCACAACGAUAUGCGACGUGCAAUGUCAUUGGACUCGGUAGCUAAUUUUGGUGUACGACAACGUGGUCGUAAGCGGCGUCAACGCAACUCCACGCUUGGCGAUGACGAUGAAGAUGCGCUGGACGGCGAGGACAACGAUAGUGGCGCAGAUUCGCGUAGUCCGUCGCCGACCGCAAGUAGCGGCAUUGAGGGUAGCUCUAUUAAGGAUGCACAAAUGCAGAUCGAUGUUCUCGCGGUAGACAGUGGCAGCUUGGAGGAGGGUAGCUCAGGCAGUUUUCUCGGUUCGGAGCGGCGCUCUAUAAUACUGGGUGGGGCAGCCACUGGUUGGCUACCUGAUUCAACGGCGAUUAUGUGGAAGCGUAUGCUAGGUGCGCUCGGCGAUGUGAAUCGCAUACCAAAAGCGGAAUUACACGCACAAGUUUUCAAGCAUCUGCUCGACAUGACCACAAAUUUGAUAAAGAUCAAACAGAAUCAAGGAAUUUCCACAGACAAUCAAAGUACACCACCACCGCCCUCGCUUGUACCGCCCAUUGGCAUUGUGGCACCUUGGUGCUAUGGCGCGCUUGAGUUGGACAAAUCGUUUAAGAAGGGUAAAUUGUUGGCAUUACAACUACUCUGCUCGCUCGCCGUACAUGGUGCCGUUUCGGGCAUGCAACAUUUGCCGCUCUUUUACAACGCGGUACAUAAAUUGCUUACUGGCGAAGAUCGCGAUUUGAUUUACGCGAUACUAAAGCAUCUGGAAGGUCCACGUUUUCUGAGUCUCCUGCUACCUGGUCACACUCUGCUGUUGCUCGAUAUUGUGCAUGCCUCCGCUAUACUCUUAACCUCGCUUGAAGCGAAUCGCAAUACACCACGCGCCGAAGUGGCCGCUCUGCUCGGCUCGCUGCUCUGUUAUCCUGCAACGCUCAUACCGCGUCCAGUACUACAACCCUCACCACAAAUUUUCGAACUUAUGGAGUGUCUCGACCUACAAGAUCACAUAUUAAAUAUCGUGCUGCGUUGUGCGCGUCGUGAACCUUCGGCCAAAGCGCGUUGCAUCGCUCUCUCUCAACUCGGCCAGUGGAUACUUUUGAAGCUUUCACAUCCCAUGCAGUCGACUGGACGUUCUCGUGGCUACUUUCAGCAAGCCAUACCACACCCGCCCGGCGUGCAACCACGUGAUUUGCAUCACGGCACGCAAUUCAAUCCGCGGAUACGGGAGGCUAUGCAGGUCUUGCUACAAGCUUUGCAAUUCAAACAUCGCACCAUCGCCAUUGUGGCCGUGGACGCUCUGAAGCUGUGUGCGGAGCGUGGCCGCGAGUUGGCCUCCAUUGAACGCAUGCCUCAAUUAAUUAUCACCGCUAUAUGUAAGGCGCUUGAAAUACAGCAUGUAACGAAUCCCAAGGACUCGGACAAAAUAGUAUUAACCUCGCUUAUGCUCUGCCUUGGCGAAUAUUGCAUGUCGUUCCCGGCCUCGCUGAUGUUGGCGCCGCUUAAUGAACGUGGCGAUACUCUUGUGUUGUUGGUGUUGCGUGUGCUAAUGCAAAUAGCUUCGGGUGUACCAAAGCAUGAGCGCGUUAAGUUAACUGCCGACGAUGACUUCGAUACACACAUCUCCAACGAUGACCUGCAAACGGAUGGCAAACUACCUGAGGCGAACUAUCAGACUUCGGAAACGAUACAGGCUUGCAUUAGUGCGAUUAAAAUGUGCGCGAAAGCGAUCGCCAUGCAUUUGGUUACACAUCUCGGACACUUUCCCAUGGGCAUUGGCGCUUCACGACUGAGCUCAAUGGUAGAGGAACAGGAUGAUGUAGCGACCAAUGCAGGACUGGGCGGACAAGCUUCAGGCGCUGAAACGCGCCGAGAUUCAGUUGAGUUACCAUCUGUGUUGAAUGCGCAAAAUAUGCAGCUCUUUAUGUUGAGUUCCGGCUUAGUAGCGAGUUUCAUUGAAUUACCUGCGCUCAAACUGCCCGGUGGUGGCGCAACAGCUGGCUUGAUAACAGCUGAGAAGCAAGUGCGCGUGUUGUUACGCGAUUUGAACGGUAAAGCGUGUUGGGAUGCUUCGAUACUAUAUAGUGAGCCACGUAGACAUGUAAAGCAGUUGACCAGUGAAGGUGCUGCCAUAGCGCACGUGUCGGGCAGCAUAGUGGCUGCUGAGCGCGCAGGCGAUAGCAUGCAGCGUAGCCUCAAUACAACGCCACAGCAUCACCGCAACGUCUCACAACCUAUGGAUUCGCUGAUAUCCUCAAUGAUUGGACUGGAUGUACUGCCGCCGCGACAUACCUUACGACAUCGGCCAGCGGGCGAAUUGCCGUUAGCCAAGGACUUGGCACCUGAUCUCGAUCAAUUAGAUGAUCUCUUGGCCUACAUUGGCCACACCAGUCCUGAGUGCUUAACAAAUCCAUUAUCACCACUGAAUACGCCUGGCCCCAGCCCGCUGGGUAGCAGCUUGGAGGCGCAAACUAUCUCAAUCAUACUGAAUCAACGCGCACUCGAGCAAGAAUAUGUCUCCAAUCUUAAUCAACAAGCGCUACAAAAUGGCGCUACCACCAAUGCCUCCGCCAACUCUUCUCUCCUACAUCACGAUCAACAUUCAUUGCAUUCAGCUGAACAGACUUCGCACGCUUCAUUCGAAUCUUACAACACGACAAGUCUUACAGGUCGCACUGAAAUACCCUUUCAAUACUGUCGUCUGCUCUUCUCACAUCUCGGCAUGGCCGGUUGGGAACGUCGUUCGCGCACACACCUACUGCUACGCACCGAAAAGCUCUUGCGCGAAUUGCGCAAUGUCGAUCAGCAGCGUUGUCGUGAGACGCACAAAAUGGCGGUGAUCUAUGUGGCCUCUGGGCAGGAGGACAAAAGCAGCAUAUUGAAUAAUGCCAGCGGUAGCAGCACUUAUGAAAUGUUCGUUUCUGCAUUGGGUUGGGAGAUCGAUUUGGAGACGCAUAAUGGUUUCCUUGGCGGCUUGCCGCGUCAGGGUUGUGGCGCUACUGCACCCUACUAUGCUACGCCUUUCCUGGAGGUUGUGUAUCACGUCGCAACACGCAUGCCAUCCGAUUCGCCGGAGAAUUUACUGCUCAAGACACGCCAUCUGGGCAAUGAUGAGGUGCAUAUUGUGUGGAGCGAACACUAUCGCGACUAUCGACGUGAUAUUUUACCAACAGAGUUUUGCGAUGUGCUCAUUGUGGUCUACCCGUUGAAGAAUGGUCUCUUCCGUGUAACGGUGAAUCGUAAGCCAGAGGUGCCGUGGUUCGGCCCCUUAGCCAAUGAGAGUGUGGUGAGUGGCGCUUGUCUUGCGACACUCAUACGCGCUACAGCGAUCAAUGCGAGCAGAGCCAAGCGUGCUGCAAUGCCGCUGUUCCAGCAAUAUUAUGAGGAACGUAAUCGUUCGUUGGAGAGUGUCUCAUCACGCUACAAAGAGAGCACAACCUUUGAGGACUUCGCCAAUCGCAUCUACAAUCCAAUGCCAGUGCGUGAUACGGGCGCAGCAGCGCCCUUGGCAGCGGCGCUAAUCGAUCAUCAUCGAUCUUCAAUUAAGGGUUGGGUACAGGCUUCCAUUGAUUCGAGCACAAAAGAUCUGAUACACACCGGUCUUGCACCAUCCGCUUCGGCUACCACAACAGCUGCAAUGGAGGCGGCAACAACAAAUAUAAACUCAUCAUCACCGCGUGGCGCACGAAAAUUGGGCGCACCCUUUAAAGGUGUGAAUGUGCCAAAGAAGAGUGCGUUGCAAACGAGCAGCAGCACACCGCCAGAAAGUCCAACGUUGCCACUGCGUCGCAUUAAAUAAUAAUGUACAGAAUGGGCUAGUUAAAACACUAAGUUAAAAUUAAACACAAAAAAAUAUAUCGAAAACGAUAAGCAACAGAUUAUAAGGUUUCUUCUUAUUUUUUUUAGCAAACAAUAACAAUUUGCAUUCCCUUGUGGGUUUUUUUUUUAGUUGAAACGAU
Messenger RNA from Ceratitis capitata (Mediterranean fruit fly), 6905 nucleotides. Its product is annotated as probable Rho GTPase-activating protein CG5521. Gene Ontology annotation, cellular component: nucleus; cytoplasm. The transcript is spliced from 8 exons. Gene Ontology annotation, biological process: positive regulation of GTPase activity; regulation of small GTPase mediated signal transduction. NCBI's taxonomy places the organism in Eukaryota, Metazoa, Arthropoda, Insecta, Diptera, Tephritidae. Bases 572 to 6745 code for a protein of 2057 amino acids. The record is from RefSeq and is a predicted model, not a curated record. Gene Ontology annotation, molecular function: GTPase activator activity.